Molecule: messenger RNA, 1904 nt
Organism: Exophiala xenobiotica
Lineage: Eukaryota; Fungi; Ascomycota; Eurotiomycetes; Chaetothyriales; Herpotrichiellaceae
Exons: 2
Coding region: 89-1657 (522 amino acids)
Biological process (GO): polysaccharide biosynthetic process
Cellular component (GO): membrane
Molecular function (GO): acyltransferase activity, transferring groups other than amino-acyl groups
Source: RefSeq, a predicted model, not a curated record
GCCGCUCAUCUUGUGCCUUCCCAUCAAAUCGUCCUAGACCUGUCUUUCUUCUUACCAUUCGAGAUGUUUGCUCACCCGGGCCGGAAUCAUGAGCUGCAGCGACUCUUCCCGAACUAGCACGGAUGAAUCUCAAGUCGGCCUUCUCAGUGAGAAACGGGACUUCUACCACGAGGAUGAAGAAGAAUUAUCCCCUACCACGAGGUUGCCCAGGCCUCGCACCACUUACAAGCUCCUCCUCAUUUGGCCUUGUUUACCCAUACGACAUCUUGGUCGGUUUCUCGCCCAGAUAAUUCAUCUGUUGCUACCGAGCUUCCUUCAGCCUCGUCGCCAGAGUGGCUCUGGGAAACCUGACACUCUCCCACCGACAGCUUUCCUGGAUGGCAUGCGAGGUCUUGCCGCGUUCAUCGUCGUCAUCUGCCACUUGACAUAUGGCACUUUCGACAUUGGCCAUGCCUGGGGUGCAAACACGGGUUCAGAAGCCAACCCCCAAGGUCAAGAAGCCAACAAGGAAUUCCUCCGUCUACCUAUAGUUCGAUUGUUAUACAGUGGCCCGCCAAUGGUGGCAAUAUUCUUCGUCAUCUCAGGCUAUGCACUCAGCUACAAACCUAUCAGGUUAAUGCGGUCACAAAGUCACGAGCAGCUCAUGACGACCAUGAGCUCCGCCGUUUUCCGACGUGGACUGCGACUCUUCUUACCAUGCUUCGCAUCCACAUUCCUUGUCAUAUGUUUGGCCCAACUCAAUCUGUACGAGCUCACGGAAGAGUUUGCCAACCAGAUGCGCACGCUACGCGAAGACCACUGCUAUACUCAGCCUUAUUUUUGGUUACAAUUCACCGACUGGCUGCAACAGAUACUCAUCUUCAUCGACGUAUUCGACUGGUCACUAUAUGCCGGAUCGAUUGAACUGGACCGUCACCUCUGGACCAUUCCUGCCGAGUUUCGUUGCAGCAUGGCUCUCUUCCUCAGUCAGAUGAUGGUCGCGAGGAUGUCGACGAGACUUCGCCUUUCGACCCUUUCGGCGCUCAUGGUCUGGGGAGUCUCAUGGGACCGGUGGGAGCUGUGCCCGUUCUGGGCUGGUGCGAUAAUUGCGGAAUUGGAUAUCAUACGGCUUUCGAACCCUUCUCGCCUUUCCUCCAUCGCUGGGCAAUUAUCGUCUCGAAGCCUCAAAUGUGCAUCCAGUAUCUUUUAUACGCUUAUGUUUUGCUGCUCGCUAUUCCUCCUCUCAUACCCCGACGCCGCUGGCCACGCAACACCAGGUUACGUCACCCUCACUCAUUACAUUCCCACUUGCUUCACACAAAAGCACCGCUUCUGGCCGACCAUCGGCGCUGUCCUCAUCAUCUGGUCGGCCUGCCGCCUAGACGUCCUUCGAAACCGGGUAUUUUGCUUUGCUCCGAUACAAUAUCUCGGCAAAAUCAGCUUCCCGCUGUACGUAAUGCACGGCCCGAUCAUUCAUACCCUUGGCUACUCGAUUCUCCCACGAACACCUGACCUCGAAACGCCCGAAAUCAUGCGCCAAUUCGAGCUGGACUUCUCGAAGGCGUCUGUUGUAAUAAUGCUGAUGGUGGUCUGGGCGGCCGAUAUUUUCUUGAGACUGAUCGAUAUACCCUGCGUCAACCUGGCGAGACGGGUCGAGAAGAUGUUCUUCGUGACCUGAACGUCUAGAGAGUUGGUACACGUCUGGACUACGUUGCGCGCGUAACCGACAUAUGGGAAAUGCCAGGCUGUCCGGCCGUCAAGAUCCAAGAAAUCUGUCCACGCUCGUGACAAAAUCAACGAGAAACCAUCUGUAUCAUCCUUGGGACGCACACAUUCGCUGAGUGAGUUGAACAUGCAUACGAACGUGAAAAUGGAAAGUGACGAUACAUGGAUACUGGACAGGAUGCAGAUACUUUUUUUUAUAG